This is a messenger RNA of Monopterus albus (swamp eel), 1899 nucleotides long. RefSeq names its product keratin, type I cytoskeletal 13-like. Gene Ontology annotation, cellular component: cytoskeleton. Lineage: Eukaryota; Metazoa; Chordata; Actinopteri; Synbranchiformes; Synbranchidae. Gene Ontology annotation, molecular function: structural molecule activity. Bases 87 to 1358 code for a protein of 423 amino acids. The transcript is spliced from 8 exons. The record is from RefSeq and is a predicted model, not a curated record.
CGAUCCAUCUCUCCUCACUUCUCUCCUACUCCCUCCACCGGAGAAGACAGACCAACAAACACCUCCACUUCUACUCCAUCAGCGUGAUGUUUACACAUAGCUCCACCAUUGGCGGAGGUGGCCGAGCAUCCUAUGGCAGAGGCAUGAGCUCCUUUAGCGUAACAGGAGGAGCAGGAGGUGGUGGUGUUAGGGUCUCCCAGGCCAGCAGGAGUUUCUCUGCUGGCGGCGGCAGUAGUGGUUUUGGCUUUGGUGGUGGAGCAGGCUUUGGUGGCGGUGCAGGUUUUGGUGGCGGCGCAGGUUUUGGUGGCGGCGCAGGAUUCGGGGCAGGAGCAGCGAUGGAUGACAGUGUCAUUGGCAAUGAGAAGUUCACCAUGCAGAACCUGAACGAUCGCCUGGCCUCCUACCUUGCCAAGGUGGCUGCACUGGAGAAGGUCAACGCCGAGCUGGAGCAAAACAUCAGGCAGUUUGUUGAGACCAGGGUUGGCCCCUCCGCCAGGGACUACAGUGCCCACUUUGCCACCAUUGCAGAGCUGCAGGGCAAGAUCCAGGAUGCCAUCAUGGCCAGAAGUACUGUCAUGCUGAAUAUCGACAAUGCCAAGUUGGCUCAGGAUGACUUUAGAAUGAAGUAUGAGAAUGAGUUGUCCAUGCGUCAGUCGGUGGAGGCUGACAUUGCCGGGCUGAAGAUGCUGCUGGGAGAACUGGGUGUAGCCAAGACAGACCUGAGCAUGCAGAUCGAGAGCCUGAAGGAUGAACUGGAGUCCAUGAAGAAGAACCAUGAGGAGGACAUGGCUUCCAUGAGAACUCAGAUGAGUGGUCAGGUGAACGUGGAGGUGGACGCAGCUCCACAGGCCGACCUCACCAAGGUUAUGGAGGAGAUAAGAGAUCAAUACGAGGCCCAGGCCGCCAAGACCCAAAGAGAAUGGGAGGCCUGGUUCCAGGCCAAGUCGGAAGCCAUUGGUCAGGAGGUGGCAACCACAGAGAUGACACUGAAAACGUCAACAACAGAGGUGAAGGAUGUGAAGAGUCAGCUUCAGGCUUUGGAGCUCGAGCUGCAGUCACAGCUCAGCAUGAAAGCGUCACUUGAAAACACACUGGCUGAAAUCCAGAACCGCUACGCCAAUCAGAUGAACGCUUUCCAGAUGCAGGUGAGCAGUCUGGAGGAGCAGCUGACGCAGCUGAAGGCUGACAUGGAGAGACAGUCCCAAGACUACCAGAUGCUGCUAGACAUCAAGACCAGGCUGGAGAAGGAAAUCACUGACUACAGGGGUCUGCUGGAUGGACAGGGAUUUGGAUCUUCAGGCUCGUCCUCUUCAAUGACCACCACAGUCACCACAAAGGUCAUCGAGGGGAAAGCCUGAAAGCAGUCAUGUGUCUGUCUGACCCGGAGCGGAGUCAAAUCUUAAUCUAUCACCUGUCUGCAUGCUAAAUCACAGAGCACUUCCACCUGAUGAAGAACAUUUCUCAACUUCAUCGGGCUGCAGAUCUGAUAUUUCACACUCGUUUUCUUCUGUCAAUUAAACCAGAAUCAGGCAAAAUGUGAGGGGAACAUUUAAGUUCCCUCAAUAGUUGGGGGGGGGAGAGAACUUCACUGCUGUGCCAACAAAACUUCUGUAUGAUGCUUCAAGAAAUAAAAACUAAAACUCAACAAAAUGCAUCUGAAUAUUUAAGGAGCAGUGUUCAAAGUGACAAGUCAACAAAAACUGCAGCUUUACUUCAUCACUGGAGAAACAUUUGAACUUGGCUAACAGCCUCGAGUACGGAGCCCUGAAAAACGAGCAUAAAACAGUAAAAAGUUAUCAGACAAGUCAAAAAUUAGUUUACAAUAAAGGUUUACACAGAAUAAAAUCAAUCAGGGUUUCUGACGAAGGGGAAAGUUUGUUUUUCUUAUUUUACACAACU